AUGGGACAAAAGUUUCCACGAAAUUGUCAUCAUUUUAAAUGGAUCUGUUCAAUAAUGAUUAUAAUGAUAACUGUCAUUAUAAUACCGAAUAAAAUAUUUUCAAUGACUAUACAUGAUAAUCCGAAACCGGAUAGUUUCUAUGAUGAUAUUAAUAAUGAUGAUAAUGACGCUGAUGAUUCAACUCUUAUUAAUAAUAGUUAUCAAAGAUAUUUAAGUCAACAAUCAUUAAAUCCAUAUCAACAUGAAUUAUACAAAUAUCCUAAUAGUAUUACAUAUAAACGUGGUCCAGCUCCAUCAUUUAGAAAUUCACCAUCAUUUUCAUUUAAUGGUGAUAUGCGUUCAAUUUCUAAUUUACGACAUAUGAUGUCUGGUGCUAAUCCAUUAGCAGCAUUUGGGUAA
Schistosoma rodhaini is the source of this 399-nucleotide messenger RNA. NCBI's taxonomy places the organism in Eukaryota, Metazoa, Platyhelminthes, Trematoda, Strigeidida, Schistosomatidae. The record is from the annotation of a GenBank genome assembly.